Molecule: messenger RNA, 635 nt
Organism: Laetiporus sulphureus 93-53
Lineage: Eukaryota; Fungi; Basidiomycota; Agaricomycetes; Polyporales; Laetiporaceae
Exons: 5
Coding region: 106-453 (115 amino acids)
Source: RefSeq, a predicted model, not a curated record
AGUCAGGAUUUCCAAAAUCUCGCGUAUUGGGAAUAGAAACACCGAAAAGGUCGUAGACGUCGAGAAAAAAACAGAAUCGAGGCUUCAGCAAAGGGGUCAAAAAGCAUGCCAACGUGGCUAGGACGUGCAUUUACGUUAUUGUCACUUCGUUGUCUCUCUUAUGCUCGUACCUCAUCAAGAACCGCGCGCUUUCUCGCACCACUCUUUGUACUCUUAAUCGCGUCGGUUGUCCCAACGAGAAUAACUGUAGCGUUUGGGACGAGAGUUUGGGGCGACAUGGAUGAUCACGAACACCUUAUUAGGUGUCGUCUUUGGAUUCCGCAGCAAGUAUACUGCAAAACCCACGUGUCUCCGCUGUAUCUCUUAUUUUUGCCAGAAUUUGCCUACACACCUGCAGAGGUUCAACAUCAGCAAGUCAUACGCAUUGUUGCUCGAAUGGCUGUGCAACACUGAAAAGGACGUAGUGUGAACAGCGGAUUCGUUCUCACUUAAGUGGGCCAAAUGCCUGAGAUGAUGGAGCUCGGAAGGGCAGAUGGACUGAUCCUCAGGCUGUAUCACGUCGAUAGUACAUGCCUUGUGGAAGUGACCCGUUCCCUUCAUGCACCCUAGAGUACAUACAAAUCCAUUUGACUGCG